This is a messenger RNA of Colletotrichum phormii, 1404 nucleotides long. RefSeq lists its product as uncharacterized. Gene Ontology annotation, biological process: myo-inositol import across plasma membrane. Lineage: Eukaryota; Fungi; Ascomycota; Sordariomycetes; Glomerellales; Glomerellaceae. Gene Ontology annotation, cellular component: membrane. The transcript is spliced from 3 exons. The record is from RefSeq and is a predicted model, not a curated record. Bases 1 to 1404 code for a protein of 467 amino acids. Gene Ontology annotation, molecular function: myo-inositol:proton symporter activity.
AUGGAGACCAAAGACUUCAAGGAAAUGACCCAGCAUAAGGAGACCGUAGCCGACGGCUCCUCUGAGAUUCAAGUCGGCCUCGAUGGGCUUGAUUCUAUUGAACAGACUCGAACGGGCAAGUUCUCGUGGCUGGUCUCCAUCACGGCGGCUAUUGGCGGCAUGUUGUUCGGCUACGAUACAGGCAUCAUAUCGGCCGUGUUAGUUUACAUCGACAACGACCUCGGACACACCCUCUCCUCGUCCGAGAAGGAACUCAUCACGUCAAUCACAUCCGGUGGUGCCUUCAUCGGUGCCAUCUUCGCCGGAGCCACAGCGGACCGCUUCGGACGCAAGAUUGCCAUCUACGUCGGCAGCUUCUUAUUCACUGCCGGUGCCGUCAUUCAAGCUGCCGCUAACUCACUGGCUCUGAUGACUGUCGGUCGUCUUGUUGUUGGAUCUGGCGUCGGCUCCGCAGCCAUGAUCAUUCCACUGUACAUUGCCGAGCUCUCCCCAGCCAAGUACCGCGGCCGUAUGAUUGGCCUUGACAACAUGUGCAUCACGGGCGGCCAACUAGUCAGCUAUGGCGUCGGGGCUGGCUUCGCGCAUGUACACGGCGGGUGGCGUUACAUGGUCGGCGGCGGCGCGAUCCCAGUCAUCAUCCUAGCCUGCAUGCUGCCCUUCUGCCCAGAGUCGCUAAGACAGCUAAUCUAUCACGGCAAGGAACAGGAGGCCGAGAAGGUUAUUCGAAAGAUUUUCCCCAAUGGAACCGACGAGCAAGUCCGGAUGAAAGUCCGUCACAUCACCCUCCACGUCGAGGAGGCCAAGAAUAUGAACGCCGGGAAGUCGCAAUGGUGGGUGCUUAAGCAGCUCUACGUUUUUCCGUCGAACCUCCGCGCCCUGAUUGCGGCGUGUGGACUCAUGGCCAUUUCUCAAUUGAGUGGCUUCAACAGUUUGAUGUUUUACUCCGGGACCUUAUUCAAGCUCGUUGGUUUCAACAAUCCCGUGGGAGUCGGAACCUCCAUCAUCGUUCUUGUGAGCAUGGUGUUCUUUGUCGGAUUCUAUUCCUCGGGUAUCGGCAACACUGCUUGGCUGAGCAGCGAGUUCUUCCCAAUGGAGGUGCGCGCCAUGGGCACCAUGAUGCUGACGAUGAGCUGCUGGGGUUCUAAUAUCAUUGUCGCCUCCACCUUCCUGACACAGAUGGAAAACACCACACUCUCUGGCGCGUUUGGAUUUUACGCGGCCAUCUGUGUGCUCGGGUGGUUCGCCAUCUAUUUCUGCUACCCGGAGGUCAAGAACAUGACGCUCGAGGAUAUUCGCGAGGUAUUCAGUCACGGGUUUGGAGUCAAACGUGCGAGGGAGAUCCAAAAGCAGAUGAAGGCUGGUCGAAAGAUGGAAUCGGUUUCGGAGGAGAACGUCAAGGUGUAG